AUGCAAACGUUUCAGCUCUCCUUCCCCCUUCCGAGGUCACUCGACACCCGGAUCUACAUCCAUCUGACCGUCCAGGCGAAGUCCAUUAUGCUCUUCCUGACGACCGCAUCGGCAGACGAGAUGUCUAGCCCGCCGACCAUGGGCUCUUUUGUCUACUCGUUGCCUGACAAAUUCAAUCCAAGUCAGCCUCUCUCGACGCCCCUCUUCAGCGUUGAGUCCUCGCUGGAGUUCACCUCCCGCCUGGCCCGGCUCCUCGCGAAGAGGGCCCAGCUCCCUGUAUACGUGGGCAGCUCGGUGAGUCUCGCAGGCGCAGGGCUCGGCGGGACUGUAGAGGAAGAGAUGGAGGCUUUUAAGACGGUUGUCGAGGUCGUCACUGAGAAACUGCAGACGUCACAGGGCAUCACGAAUGGAGUGUCUGGGAUAUCCAUCAGCGAUUCAUGA
This is a messenger RNA of Cryphonectria parasitica EP155, 441 nucleotides long. RefSeq lists its product as uncharacterized. Lineage: Eukaryota; Fungi; Ascomycota; Sordariomycetes; Diaporthales; Cryphonectriaceae. Bases 1 to 441 code for a protein of 146 amino acids. The record is from RefSeq and is a predicted model, not a curated record. The transcript is spliced from 2 exons. Gene Ontology annotation, biological process: proteasome assembly.